This is a messenger RNA of Symbiodinium pilosum, 531 nucleotides long. NCBI's taxonomy places the organism in Eukaryota, Dinophyceae, Suessiales, Symbiodiniaceae. The record is from the annotation of a GenBank genome assembly.
AUGCGUUCAACCUUCAAAGUCCGCCAACCAUUAAACUUUGCCUUGGCAGCUGGAGCAUCUAGGCAGAUGCCCAGCCUGUCUUUGCUGAAGGUGUCCCCAUUGUUGACCGCUGUGACCGCUGAUCCUGACGCGCGGAAAUCUAUGAUGUCUGCAUGUGCUGCCAUCUUCAGAUGGCCCUGGCUGGGAGCUGGUGGUCGAGCCAUGCUUCGCAAGUUUUUUGCUGGUGGUGGGCGGCUAUUGCGACUGGCUGAAGGCCCCAUCGACAAGUGUGGAUUGGCAUAUUUCCUGAGCGCAAAGUUCACAAGUCUUACCACCGUUGCGGUAGCCACAUCGGCCUCUAUGCGGUAUUCAGACUUGCAGAGUCGAUUGGCUGCUUGGGGCAUCUCCGGCGAUUUGCAGGAGGAUGCUGGAUUGCUAGCCUGCGCAAGCUUCAUUAACGUGGCCUUCGUUCCGCUUCAUUUCUACACUGCAGUUCGCGUGGUUUGUUUCCUGGAGUUUAUUGCUGCGGACACCUGGAAGGAGGUUGGGUAG